Molecule: messenger RNA, 2901 nt
Organism: Macroventuria anomochaeta
Lineage: Eukaryota; Fungi; Ascomycota; Dothideomycetes; Pleosporales; Didymellaceae
Product: Cullin-domain-containing protein
Exons: 4
Coding region: 198-2702 (834 amino acids)
Biological process (GO): protein ubiquitination; ubiquitin-dependent protein catabolic process
Cellular component (GO): Cul3-RING ubiquitin ligase complex
Molecular function (GO): ubiquitin protein ligase binding
Source: RefSeq, a predicted model, not a curated record
CACGCUCUUGUACCGGCUGUUUGUCGUCGUCCUUCACUGCUGUCGCCGCCACUGAUUGGUUCUGCUCCGUCGCUCCUUCCUUGACCAACAGCGCGCACAUCGACCCGCCCCACCGAGCCCUCUCCUUCAGCCGCCUCCGCACUAGAAGGGCAUAUAUAGCUGUUGGACACUUCGCGUAGCUCUCACACAAAGGCAACAUGAUCGCUGGACGUGGCAGGCAGCGAAUUCGGCCACCGCGCAGGGGUCUGCACGGAGACGAGGUCGAUUUUGAGAAUACGUGGGCCACUAUCGAGGCUGCUUUUCGCGAAAUCCAUACCAAAAAUGCGUCGAAGCUAUCGUACGAAGAGCUGUAUCGCCACGCCUACCGCAUUGUCCUGAAGAAGAAGGGCGAAGACUUGUACCACAACGUCCACGAGUUUGAGCGCAAGUGGCUGAGUAGCGAAGUUCGCGCCGCCAUUCAGCAGUUGCUUUCGCCAAACCUUCUUGUGGACGUGCAGAGUCUGGGUGGCACAACCGCGAACGAGCGACGAGUUGCGGGCGAGAAGUUCCUCAAGGGCUUGAAGCAGGCAUGGGGCGACCACCAGGUCUGCAUGAGCAUGUUGGCAGAUGUGCUCAUGUACAUGGACCGUGUCUACUGCGCAGACCACCGCCGGCCGUCGAUCUUCAACGCUGCCAUGGUCCUCUUCCGCGACGAGAUCCUACGCUCACCUGUCUCCGAUCACGAUGCGCGCCUACUCCUCGGCCUUUUGAACCACGUUAUCCUUGACCAGAUCCAGAUGGAACGCGACGGCGAUGUCAUCGACAAGCACCUGAUCAAGUCAUGUGUGUGGAUGCUCGAGGGGCUGCACGAAGACGAGACGGAGUCAGAAGAGCAGCGUCUGUACAACGUCUCCUUCGAGCGAGAGUACCUGGAUACUAGCAGGGAGUUCUACAAGAGCGAGUCAGAGCUUCUGCUGCGUGACUCUAAUGCCGGCGCAUACUGCAGGCACGCCCAAAGGAGAAUUUACGAGGAGGAUGAGCGGUGCAAGCAGACGCUACUAGAGAGCACCGGGCCGAAGAUUCAGAAGGUCGUCGAGGAUGAGCUGAUCAAGAACCGGAUACACGAGCUGGUAGAAAUGGAGAGCGGAGUGCGGUACAUGAUCGACAACGAUAGGCUGGAAGAGCUGAACCUCGUGUACGAUCUGAACCGGCGUGUGGACGAGAAGAAGUCGGAGCUCACACGAGCAAUCCAGAAGCGAAUCGUCGAUAUGGGCACAGAUGUCAACAACGAUGCCAUUGCUGCAUCUCAAGCUCCUGCUCCUGCUCCUGCGCCUGUACCUGCACCGGCAGCCGAUCCUGCGGACAAGAACAAAAAGGUCGCACAGGAGAAGAGCAUCAACCAGCAGACGGUCGCAGCUAUCAAAUGGGUCGACGAUGUUCUCACACUAAAGGACAAGUUCGACCGUAUCUGGCGGGAUUCAUUCGAAGCGGACGGUCUGCUGCAGCAAGCAGUGACCAGGAGCUUUGCCGACUUCAUCAACUCGCCUACUUUCCCAAGAUCUUCCGAAUACAUCUCGCUCUUCAUCGAUGAGAACAUGAAGAAGGGCAUCAAGGGCAAGACGGAAAUGGAAAUUGAUGCUGUUCUGGAGAAGGCCAUCAUCUUGCUGCGAUAUGUCCAGGACAAGGAUCUGUUCGAGCGCUACUACAAGAAGCAUUUGUGCAGGCGACUCUUGAUGAACAAGUCGAUCAGCAACGAAGUCGAGAAGCAGAUGAUCUCGAAGAUGAAGAUCGAGCUUGGAAACAACUUCACGUUGAAGUUGGAAGCCAUGUUCAAGGACAUGACUAUUUCCGAGGAACUUACUGCAGGCUUCAAGAGACACGUCGAAGGACUUGGCGAGAAGGACCCGAAGCGCAUCGAUCUGAACAUCAACGUUCUCACCAGCAUGACAUGGUCACUCGAGACUAUUGGUGGUACAGUCGAAGAUGGAGAAGGUCGACCGCGAUGCAACUUUCCAACUGCCGUAGAGAAGGUCAAGCGCGGCUUCGAGAAGUACUACAACGAGAAGCACUCUGGGCGACAGCUCACUUGGCUUGCCAACAUGGGAUCAGCGGAUAUCCGAGCUACCUUUAAGAAAGUGCAGCAGAAGGAUGGAUCAUUCAAGGAGCGCCGUCACGAGCUCAACGUACCAACAUACGGCAUGGUCAUUCUGCUGCUGUUCAACGACCUGCCUGCGGAUCAGCACUUGACCUUCGAAGAGAUCCAAGCGCAAACGAACAUCCCAGCCCCUGACUUGAUCAGGAACCUGCAGUCCCUGGCUGUUGCACCGAAAACGCGCAUAUUGAUCAAGGAGCCCAUGUCAAAGGACGUGAAGCCGACUGACAAGUUCUUCUUCAAUGAGGGCUUCAACGGCAAGUUCGUCAAGAUUAAGGUCGGUGUAAUCAGCAGCGGCAACAAGGUUGAGAGUGACCGAGAGCGACGAGAGACCGAGAAGAAGAACGAUGAUUCACGACAGUUCUGUAUCGAGGCUGCUGUUGUUCGAAUCAUGAAACAACGCAAGGAACUCUCGCAUCAGCAACUCAUUCUCGAGACCCUUAGCCAACUGGCCGGUCAGUUCAAGCCCGAGGUCAACAUGGUCAAGAAGCGCAUAGAAUCGCUCAUCGAGCGCGAGUAUCUUGAGCGCAUCGACGGGGCGAAGGUGGACUCAUAUCGAUACCUUGCAUAGACAGUGGAGGUUCGGCGGUCCGCAUUGUACAAUAGGCGUUUGGCGAGCAUUGCAUUUGGGCCGAUUCCCCUGGUGGUCUGCGUAGCAUGGCGUAAGGAAGAUAUCUAUGACCUGGGAAAUGUACAGGCGUCAAAGGAUUAUCUGAAGGCAUAGCAUCAUAUCUCAAAUCCUGAGAUCAUCGAAUCGAAAACACGUUAGC